UCAUAAACACACAGAUACAGACACAGUCACAGUCACAGUGCCCUUUCAUACCACAUUUCACUGCUCUUCUACUUCUCACUUCUCAGGCAACUCCUCCUCGUCUUCUAAAUUGGUAACUGUCAAGAAGACUCAAGAGCCUUACCCUUUUGAACGCUGAAAGUUUUUACAUUGCCCUGAAAAAUAAUGUGUAUUCCAUUGGCCUAAUUUUUGGGUCCCAUGUGUGCCUAAAACUAAAAGUAUUCAAUCCCAGACCCAUUAUUCUCAACCUCAAUCCCAGUUGAAAAUAACAAAAAAAGACACCCUUUUUCUUCUUCUUUCUUUAUAGUCCAAUUUUUUUGUAAACCCAAUUCUUCACUUGAUUAGGUCAUAACCUCAUGACUCUUAUUCUAUUCAAGUAAUCACCGGUCUCACAUAUGUAAAACAUGUUAUGGGCCCAAAAAGUGAGAGCUUGGGAUAUUUCUGGGAUGCUCAUGUCUAUAUUCUUCGGCGGCCCUCUUGAAUUUCUGGAACUUUGACUGUCUUUUCAGCAUAUUCAGAUAUGCUUAAACAGGAUAUGUAUAUACUUGAAUGGCCUUUCCUGCUAUGUAUCUCUAUUGGGUUUUUGCUACAUUCCCUGGUGGUUGGGCAAAUUCCCUUGGGCUCAAAAGUUUCUGUAGUUGACAACAACUUUUGGAUCUCAUCCAAUGGUGAUUUUGCACUUGGAUUCUUUAACACUUCAGAUCAGCCUAACCAGUAUAGUGUAGGAAUCCGUUUCAAUUCAGAUUCUAUUCCAGUUAGCAAAAGGGAGGUGGUGUGGGUUGUAGGAGCUGAUGUCACGGUCGCUAAUAAGUCUUAUUUUCAGCUUAAUCAGUAUGGAGAACUGGUUUUGUUUGAUUCCUUUAAGGGUCAAAAUGUAUGGACUAGCCAAACAAGCAAGUUAUCUGUUGUCUCAGCUGAUCUUCGUGAUGAUGGAAAUCUUAUCCUACUGAACAGAAAGAAAGAUGUUGUUUGGCAAAGUUUUAAUACUCCGUCUGACACGCUUCUUCCAGGACAGACCUUAUCUGUUCCUCAAAUACUUCGAGCUGCAAGCCGUAAUUCUAUGUCUAGUUACUUCAGUCUCUAUGUAAAUGCUUCAGGUCAGUUACAACUAAGGUGGGAAAGUCAUGUUACCUAUUGGACAAGUGGAAGCCCCAUAAGUUCAAAUAUCACUGCUUCCCUUACCUCAAGUGGAGCGCUGCAAGUCCGUGACCAAAGAUUGAAACCUGUUUGGUCAGCGUUUGGAGAAGAUCACGGUGACGUUGUACAAUACCGGUUUCUUAGGUUGGAUGUUGAUGGUAAUCUUCGGUUAUUCUCAUGGGUAGAAGCAUCACAGGCUUGGAAGUCCGUCUGGCAAGCUGUUGAGAAUCAGUGCAAUGUCUUUGCAACCUGUGGAGAAGGUGGCAUCUGCGUCUUAACUGCAGCAGGGUCCUCUAACUGUAUAUGUCCUUUUAAGGUUACAACAGACUCUAACUCAAAAUGUGUGGUUCCGUAUCGGGAAGAUUGCAAAUCAAUUUUCAACAUGGUUAGGUAUGAUCACACCAAUCUAUAUGGGCUAUAUCCAAAAGGUUAUUCAGUUAUCCAAUCCAGUUUACAUCAAUGUGAAAGCUUGUGCCUGAAUGAUACAUCUUGUACAGUUGCAACAUUUGCAAAUAAUGGAACUGCACAAUGCUGGCUGGAGAAAACUCAAUACAUCACCGGUUAUUCAGACCCCUCCUUAAGUUCUGUAUCUUUCGUCAAGACAUGUUCGGAUCCUUUGGCUGUUAAUCCCAAUCUCAUGGUAACCUCCCCUGCACAAUCUUCACCCAUUCAGUCUUAUGAAUUUUGCAUUCCUUGCCUAAUUGGAGUCGCCUCGGGCACAUUAGUUGUUUUUAUUUUAAUUCAGUUGGGAGUUGUUUUCUGCAUCUACCGAAGAACCUCUAGUAGGAAGAAAGCAGCUUUAGCUUACACACAUAACUCAAGUGGUUUAAUUGUGUUAUCCUUCUCUGAAAUCAAGGACCUCACUGAGAAUUUCAAGCACCAAAUGGGGCCAGAGAUGUUCAAAGGUGUGCUAUCAAACAACCGACCAGUUGCAAUCAAAUGCCUGAAAGCAAACAUAGAAGAAAGAAAAUUUCGUACUGUAGUUUCAAAAUUAGGAAGCUUUCAUCACAAAAACCUUGUGAAGUUGGAGGGCUAUUGUUGUGAAGUAAGUCACAGGUUUUUGGUUUAUGAAUAUGCAAAGAAUGGUUCUGUGGAGAAAUAUGUUGAAGAUUCUAAAUUGAGUAAGAUGCUGGCCUGGAGAAAGAGAGCUGACAUAUGCUUAAGUGUGGCAAGGGCUGUUUGUUAUUUGCACACAGGGUGUAGGGAGUUUGUUAGCCAUGGGAAUUUGAAAUGUGAGAAUGUUCUUUUGGAUGAAAAUUUGGAGGUCAAGGUCACUGAAUUUGGGCUUUGGAGAGUAAAUGCAGAGGCAUCAGGCUGUGGAUUUUCUGCAGAAAGAGAUGUGAUGGAGUUUGGCAACAUGGUGUUGAGAUUGAUUAGUGGGUGUCGAGAUGUCAGGGACCUUUGUGAGUGGGCUUAUAAGGAAUGGAUGGAGGGGAGGGCAGAGAAUGUAGUGGAUAAAGCUAUUGAUGGUGGGAUAAAUUUGCAGGAGCUGGAGCGUGCAUUGAGAAUUGCAUUUUGGUGUCUUCAAAGCAACAAACGUAUGAGACCUUCAAUGGGAGAGGUGGUGAAGGUGUUAGAAGGCACAUUGACAGUUGAUCCCCCACCUCCUCCUUUUUCUUGCCAGGGGCCACUAGAAAUAGAAGAGUUAUUGGUGUAAUGCUUGGAAUCAAGAGUCAACUGAUCUUGUGGAUUUUUUA
This is a messenger RNA of Quercus robur (English oak), 2852 nucleotides long. Its product is annotated as G-type lectin S-receptor-like serine/threonine-protein kinase SD3-1. Gene Ontology annotation, molecular function: protein serine/threonine kinase activity; ATP binding. The transcript has 2 exons. Gene Ontology annotation, biological process: protein phosphorylation; recognition of pollen. NCBI's taxonomy places the organism in Eukaryota, Viridiplantae, Streptophyta, Magnoliopsida, Fagales, Fagaceae. The record is from RefSeq and is a predicted model, not a curated record. Bases 539 to 2812 code for a protein of 757 amino acids.